Symbiodinium sp. CCMP2592 is the source of this 1143-nucleotide messenger RNA. The record is from the annotation of a GenBank genome assembly. Lineage: Eukaryota; Dinophyceae; Suessiales; Symbiodiniaceae.
AUGAACAAGGCCCUCGCCCUGGCUUUCGCUGCUUUUCUCUGGAAUUGUGGCGAGGCAGCCAGCGAGGGGCCCCGCUUCGGGGACACCACUCCCGAUCGGCCCUACCAACUGCAGCGGAUCGACUACUUGGAUCUACACCGACAACCAUGGGAGAUUCAUACCAGCAGCCCCGAGCGCAGGGCGACCUACGAUGCGGGCUGGAAGGACGACAAGAAUCGAGGGUGGCAGCAAGACUACGAGCAAUGGCCACGCUCCCCCCGCGGAUGGUCGCCCAGAAGCAGGAGUCGCAAAGGGCCCAAGGGCAAGAAGGACUCCAGUGGAAAGACAACACAGCCUGCCGGGAAAGGUCCAGGCGAGAGACGACCAGACCGUGCCCCACAGGUUCCAACGGUGGAUCAGAUUCCCAAGCCACCGCAAUCCAAAAUUAUACCGGCGCCCAAGGAACAGGCAGCCGGAUCCGUGGAGGCAAGUGCAGAGCGAAAGGCUCUAGAGACCCUCCUGGACCACUUGGGCAGCCAAGCAGACAUCCCGGACAGUGUGCGAGCCGUGAUGGCACAAAUCAACCAGAGCUCGGCCCGCAGCGAGGCGAAGAAUCUUCACAGAUUGGUGGCACAGCGACAAGAGGCCACCGCGACCCUCGAGAAGAUAAAGGCAAACCGGGCAUCAUUCGAUGCCGGGUGGGCCGUAUAUACCCAAGGGCUCAUGGAUCUGUUGAGCAAGCAGUUUCAGGAACGCGAGGAGGCCCUCAAUGCCAUGAACGAGUCGUUCGCGAGCUGGGCGCAGCGCCUGGCCGAAGCUUCAAGAGCCUUGAAGACUGCGACCAACCACGGAGAUGGAGACAGCAGUGGUGCUCAGAUGAUUGCAGACAGCGACGACGAGGACGACGAUGGCAUGGAAGCGGAGCUGGACAAGAAUGCUCAAGAGACAGCCCGCAUGGAGACAAAGCGACAAGCACUCAGGGAACAGCAUCAAAAUUUGGCUGCGGCCCUGGCGGCAGUACGAGACUCAGCCUCGGAGACAGCAGUCAAGUCCGAGCCCCGCGAACGGACUCCGAGGAGAAAGAAGGAUCAAGCCAGAGAGGCAGGCGAUACCACCGGUGCUGGUGGCAAGCCUGCCGAUUCGGAACAGCAGCCUUUUGCAUAG